Molecule: messenger RNA, 2616 nt
Organism: Perognathus longimembris pacificus (Pacific pocket mouse)
Lineage: Eukaryota; Metazoa; Chordata; Mammalia; Rodentia; Heteromyidae
Gene: Txnrd3
Product: thioredoxin reductase 3
Exons: 16
Coding region: 1-2310 (769 amino acids)
Biological process (GO): cellular response to oxidative stress; glutathione metabolic process; cell redox homeostasis
Cellular component (GO): cytosol; mitochondrion
Molecular function (GO): flavin adenine dinucleotide binding; glutathione-disulfide reductase (NADPH) activity; thioredoxin-disulfide reductase (NADPH) activity
Source: RefSeq, a predicted model, not a curated record
AUGUUCGCGCUUCCCCACACAGAGCCGCGUCUGCAGGACGGCGGCUCGACGGGCCGGUCGGGGGCGGUCACCGCCGGGCAGACACGCGCGGAGCGGCCGGCCGGGUGCGCGCGCCGGAGGGGCUGGGUCACAGAUCCCCCCCCGCCCCCGCGCCGGGGGCGGGGCCGCGCAGGGGCGGGGCUUGCGGGGGCGGGCCUCUCCGGGGUGGGGGCGGGGCCGCGCAGGGGGCGGGGCGCGAGCCGCGUGGGCAGAGUCCUCGCGCCCUCGGUCACCGUCUCCGCACCGUCACCUCGGCCGCCGGCCGCCUCUCGGCUCCCAAGCAGGCCCGGCCCGGGCGGGAGCCACAGCGAAGCCCUGGAGCAGCCGCCGUCGCCGCCGCCGCCGCCGUCGCGGGCGCCGAUGUCGCCCGGGCUGGGGAAGGCUGGCGUCGUUCCCAACCGCCGCCUGGGCUGCGUCCGCGGCGGGCCCUUGUCUUCCCCGCCCGGGCGCCGCGCCCGCCUGGCGUCGCCCGGGCCCAGCCACCCGUGCUCCGAGACCCGCGAGGAGUUGCGGCGCCGCCUGCGGGCCCUCAUCGACGGCAACCGAGUCAUGAUCUUCAGCAAGAGCUACUGUCCCCACAGCCAGCGGGUUAAAGAGCUCUUCGCUUCUCUGGGAGUCGACUACACUAUCUUGGAACUUGAUCAAGUCGAUGAUGGGGCCAGUAUCCAAGAGAUGCUGUUGGAAAUCACUAAUCAGAAAACUGUGCCGAACAUUUUUGUGAACAAAGUACACGUGGGUGGAUGUGACCGAAUUUUCCAGGCGCACCAGAACGGGCUUCUGCAGAAGCUGCUGCAGGAGGACGCGGCGCACGACUACGACCUCAUCGUCCUCGGCGGGGGCUCCGGGGGCCUCUCGUGCGCGAAGGAAGCUGCCGCUUUGGGGAAGAGAGUGAUGGUGCUGGACUUCGUGGUCCCCUCCCCGCACGGCUCGUCCUGGGGCCUCGGCGGCACCUGUGUCAACGUGGGCUGCAUCCCCAAGAAGCUGAUGCACCAGGCCGCCCUGCUGGGGCAGGCGCUCCACGACUCGAGGAAGUUCGGCUGGGAGUACUCUCAGCAGGUGAAGCACAACUGGGAGACGAUGACGCAAGCCAUCCAGAGCCACAUCGGCUCUCUGAGCUGGGGCUACCGGCUGUCCCUGCGGGAGAAGGGCGUGGCCUACGUCAACUCCUACGGGGAGUUUGUGGAGCCCCACAAAGUAAAGGCAACCAAUAAAAAAGGACAGGAAACGUAUCAUACUGCCUCCAAAUUUGUCAUCGCGACAGGUGAAAGGCCACGCUACUUAGGAAUCCAUGGAGAUAGAGAAUACUGUAUUACUAGCGACGAUCUCUUUUCUCUCCCCUACUGCCCCGGGAAGACCUUGGUGGUGGGCGCCUCCUACGUUGCUCUGGAGUGCGCCGGCUUCCUCGCUGGCUUCGGCUUGGACGUCACGGUCAUGGUGCGCUCGAUCCUCCUUCGUGGCUUUGACCAAGAAAUGGCAGAGAAAGUGGGCGCCUACAUGGAAAAGCACGGCGUGAAGUUCCUUAGAAAGUUCGUGCCUGUCAUGAUCCAGCAGUUGGAGAAAGGCUCACCUGGGAAGCUGAAAGUGGUGGCGAAGUCCACGGAAGGACCCGAGACCACCGAAGGCGUGUAUAACACAGUUUUGUUGGCAAUUGGUCGUGACUCGUGUACAAAGAAAAUAGGCUUGGAGAAGAUUGGUGUCAAAGUGAAUGAGAAGAAUGGCAAGAUACCAGUGAACGAUGUGGAGCAGACCAACGUGCCCUACGUCUACGCCAUCGGCGACGUGCUGGAGGACAGGCCGCAGCUCACGCCGGUGGCCAUUCAGGCCGGCAAGCUGCUGGCGCGGAGACUCUUUGGGACGUCUCUGGAAAAGUGUGAUUAUGCCAACGUGCCCACCACCGUGUUCACCCCCCUGGAGUACGGCUGCUGCGGACUCGCUGAGGAGAAAGCCGUUGAAGUUUACAGAAAGGAGAAUGUGGAGGUGUACCACACUUUGUUCUGGCCCCUGGAAUGGACCAUAGCUGGCAGAGACAACAACACUUGUUACGCAAAGAUAAUCUGCAACAAAUGUGACCACGACCGCGUCAUAGGACUUCACGUUCUUGGGCCGAAUGCCGGCGAGAUCACCCAGGGCUUUGCGGUUGCCAUGAAGUGUGGGCUCACGAAACAGCAGCUCAGUGACACCAUCGGGAUCCACCCCACGUGCGGGGAGGUGUUCACCACCCUGGAAAUCACAAAGUCCUCGGGGCUGGACAUCACGCAGAAGGGCUGCUGAGGUUAGCCCUGCUGCCGCCAGCCCCCCGUCCCUUCUCGGCCCUCUGGAAGACCAGGCGCCCUGUGCCCUCGACACCUGUCGACGCGGAGCCCGGCGAGGUGCUCCGAGAGAAGGCACAGCGAGAAGGACGGGACAGCGGCAGCAGGCCCUCGGCUGACUGCAGGCAGCAGGCGGACUGCGCCCUUGACGCCCUGGCCCCGAACCCGCACGGGCGAGCCACGGCCGACACUUGCACGUCAGACCUGCACCUCUUCAAGAACCUAGGACGGAUGGAUAGCCAGGGUGUCUUUUAUCCCCAAGGGUGUC